GUCAACUUCAGUUAAUUCUUUUGAAAGUAGCUUUAUUGUUAGGAGUAGAAGUACAUGAAAAUGUUACUUUUAAGAGUCUCCUACAACCAACGGAGGAUGAUUCACCAUAUGGAAGUCAUAUUUAACUUCUGGCAAAUCUUAGGAUUUUUGAUGCCAUGUUUGCUGUAACUUUGGAUGCAGUAACCAUGAAUAUUAGGGGCAAAAGUUCCUCAACUACAAUAGCUUCCAGUCCUGAAAAUGUGAUGGCCUCUGAAAUUUUUGAUCAGUUUGUGUCUGCAGGAACAUUUAAAUCGGUAUUAUCUACUUAUCGACAGUUGUGUGAAGUUCUUCGUUUAAAGCCAACAAAUUUUCCAAACUUUUAUCCUAAGUUAAAAGCAAAGCUUCAUUCUUGGAAAGCUGCAUCAUUGUGGGCUAAAUUAGAUAAGAGAGCAAGCCAUAAAUGUUACAAUCGUGGAAAAGCUUGUACUAAUACACGGGUGUUAAUAAUAGGAGCUGGCCCUUGUGGAUUACGGACAGCUAUUGAAUCUCAGUUGUUAGGUGCCAAAGUAGUAGUAGUGGAAAAACGUGAUCGUUUCUCUCGUAAUAAUGUCCUUCAUCUUUGGCCAUUUGUUAUACAUGAUCUCCGGAAUCUUGGUGCUAAGAAAUUCUUUGGCAAAUUUUGUGCUGGUUCUAUCGAUCAUAUCAGUAUACGUCAACUUCAGUUAAUUCUUUUGAAAGUAGCUUUAUUGUUAGGAGUAGAAGUACAUGAAAAUGUUACUUUUAAGAGUCUCCUACAACCAACGGAGGAUGAUUCACCAUAUGAAAGAGUGGGAUGGCAUGCAGAAAUUUCACCAUCAGAUCAUCCUGUAUCUCAGUAUGAGUUUGAUGUAUUAAUAGGUGCUGAUGGAAAAAGAAAUACAUUAUUAGGUUUUAAUAGGAAAGAAUUUCGUGGAAAAUUAGCAAUUGCUAUUACUGCAAAUUUUAUCAAUAGACACAGCUUAGAAGAAGCCCAAGUUUUAGAAAUUAGUGGUGUUGCUUUCAUAUUUAAUCAGAAAUUUUUUCAAGAUAUGAAAGAAGAAACAGGAAUAGAUUUGGAGAAUGUGGUCUAUUAUAAAGAUGAUACACACUAUUUUGUAAUGACAGCAAAAAAACAAAGUUUAUUAGACAGAGGUGUAAUAUUAAAAGAUUAUAAUGAUACUGCUAGACUAUUAGCAUCAGAAAAUAUUGACAGAGAAGCUCUGAUGGAUUAUGCUAGAGAUGCAGCUAAUUUCAGUACAAAUAAUCAACUUCCUAGUACAGACUUUGCAGUAAAUCAUUAUGGCCAGGCUGAUGUUGCAAUGUUUGAUUUUACUUCAAUGUAUGCUGCAGAAAAUGCAAGUCGCAUUAUUGAAAGGAAAGGUUAUAAAUUAUUGCAAGGACUUGUUGGGGAUAGUUUACUAGAGCCUUUUUGGCCAACAGGAUCUGGUUGUGCAAGAGGUUUCUUAAGUGCAUUAGAUGCUGCUUGGAUGAUCAGGAGCUGGGCUUCUGGUAAAAUGACACCAUUACAAGUCUUAGCAGAAAGAGAGAGUAUUUAUAGAUUACUAGCACAAACCACUCCUGAAAACUUAAAUAAAAAUUUCAACCAAAAUACACUUAAUCCUUCAACUCGUUAUCCUAACCUAGUAACACAUGCAAUUUUACCUGCUCAAUUAAGACCUCUGUAUGAUACAGAUAAAGAAAUCAAAGAUGAAUUGCCAGAUAUUAUACAGGACGUUCCAAAGAAACGAAAAAGGAGAGAUUAUGCUAUCCAUCCAGAUGCCCUUUUAGUAUGGUGUCAGAAACAAGUUGCAUUAUAUGAUGAUAUCAAAAUAAUUGAUAUGACUUCUUCAUGGAAAAAUGGAAUGGCACUCUGUGCUAUCAUUCAUAGAUACAGACCAGAUCUUAUUGAUUUGCGUGCCUUGAAUCCUGAAGAUAUAUCAAAGAAUAAUCAAUUGGCAUUUGAUAUAUGUGAAAGAGAAUAUGGAAUACCACCUGUGAUGACUGGUCAAGAAAUGAGUGAAUGUAAUAUUCCUGAUAAGUUGACUAUGGUUUCUUAUAUUUCUCAAAUAUAUGAAAUAUUUCGUGGGGAAAUACCUUAUACAGUCCGUCCAAUUAAGCCAUUGGUUGGGGAAGACAUUUCAGGAGGAAAUCAGCAUCAGUCCUCAUUAUCUAUUUUCAGCAAGCUUAGUCAAAAAUUUCAGGUUAAAAGAGGAUAUUCUUUGGAAAGAGAAUCAAAAGAUAAAGAAAAAACUGACACACUCAAGCGAAGCAAAACUACUAAUACUUUAAGUAACAAGAGAAAAUCAAAAGAGAGAGAUAAAGGAAUUGCUUUGGAAAUAGAACCACAAGAUGUAGCAUUAAAAUCAUUCAAAAAAUUAACAGGAACAUCAGAGAAGGCAUCAUUUAAUACUCGUGUACGUGAUUUAGAAGAGAAAAUGAGAAAAGAUGCAGGAUUAAGAUCUCACCAUGGUAGUGGUGAUAGCAGUAGUGAAGUUUCAAGUGCACAGAAUAAAACUGGAAAAAGAGCCACUAAUCAUAACAUAAAGUUGCUAGAACAACAGUUGAGAAAAGAAUCUAUUAAAACUUUAAAAAGUGAUGUUCCUAAAGUUGGUAAACUUAGUGCAGAUGACUGGAAUAUCAAACAGUUAGAACAAACAACACGCCAAAGUAAAAUUACACCAAAGAUAACAAAUAGUGAAGCUAAAAGUAUAUCUCAAGAUAUUUUUAAUAAUAAGCUUAAAGAAAUAGAUAAAAAACUUAGCGGUGAAAUUCCAAAUCAAGAAACUGCUUUAAAAUUUAAGAAAAUUGAUGCAAGUUUACAAAAUAUCAACCAUAAACUCAAAACAGGUUAUUUAGAUACUGGUGAUAAGAGAGUAACAGCAUUAACUGAACUGAUAAGCAAUCAGAACAAUGACAGUCCUAAGAAACUCCAUACACAAGAUAAAACUACUACUGAUUCUACACCUUCCCUGCAGAAGACAAAUAUUGGAACUGUUGGUGGAAGUGAAAUAUGUUACUUUUGUCAGAAACGAGUUUAUAUCAUGGAACGUCUUAGUGCUGAAGGUUUAUUUUUUCAUCGUAGUUGUUUAAAAUGCGAAUAUUGUGGAGUAAGUUUGCGGUUAGGAAAUUAUGCUUUUGACAGAACGGCAUUAUGUGGAGGAAAAUUUUAUUGCAAACCACAUUUUAGAAUGCAAAAACCAGAUAGCAGAUGGCAAGAAAUGAUGAAAAGAAAACAAGCAUUUUUAUCAGGUGGACCUGAUGCAAAAGAAAUCUUUUCUACAAUUGCUGCUAAUGCUCUUGCAAAAACUGUUCCAUCUCCUGAAAAGCCUGCCAAAGAAGAAAAUGCUGAUGAAAUUGAUACUACAGAAAAUCAUAAACCAGAAAUAAGUAUAGAAGAAACUCCUUCACCAUCUCUCCUUCCUCCACCUGUUGUAAGUGUAUCUUUAAGAGAUCAAACACCUGAACGUGUUGAAUAUGAAAAUAGUUUAAUUGAACUAUCAGAAGAGGAACUUUUAACAAGUGAAUUGGAAGAAGAAGAACUUACACAAAAAAAUCUUGGAGUUGGUCAUGAAUUAGAAACAAGCGAUGAUGAAUUUUCAGAUUUGAGUACUGACACAGAAUCUGAAGAGGAAGCAUUUGCUGAAGAACUAGAACGUUCCAUGACUGCUGAUGAGACUAGACGAUUAGCUGAAACUUGGCAACAACGCUAUUCUCAAGAAGGUGGAUUUUUAGACAAAAGUAAAUCAUCAUCAUCAUCAUCAUCUUCAUCACCAUCCGAAGGUUCAGAAACAGAAAUUGGAAGUGAUGACACAAGUGAGGAUAUUGAUAGUGAUGAAGAAUAUAGUUUUGAUGACAGUGCAGAAGAUGAUGACAGGGAAGCUGAGACACCUAUUGAAUCCAAAGAAGUUGUUGUUCAAGUACCAGUUAUUGAUUUGAAAAAUUGGAAAGGCCAAACAGAAGAUUCUUCUACAGAAGUUGAUACAAGUGACAUUACUGAUACAGAUUUAUCAAAAGAAGGUACUGACACAGAAACUGAAUCAGAUUCUGAUUCAGAACUAAAUAAACCAGCACCUCCACAACAGAUUCCAACAAUUGUCAUUGAAGAAUCUCCACCUCAAGAAGAGAGUGAAUUAGUAUGGGGAGAGGUAGCUAUUGAGGAAAAUAUUACUACUGUUAAAGAUGAUAAUUACAGCAAUAUAAUAGCAAAAGAUAAUAUAAACACAUUAUCCAAUCAAACAAAUCAAGAAUCUGUAUUAAUAUCUGAUGAAGAUGCAUCUCUUAUAGUAAAUAUAGGAGAUGCGGAACAAAUACUAUCAUCACCAUCUAGUACAGAUCGUUCUUCUCACAGAGAAUCUCCUUGUAAAGAUAAAAUAAUCAUGUCUGAUAAUCUAGUCGAAACAUUCGAAACUCUAGUCAAAACAUCUGUACAAUCAUCUGAAGUUGCAAAUCCUCCAGAUUCAGAACUUUAUCAUUUUGAAAAAGAAGUUAAAGAAAUAGAAAAAUCACUAUCACAAGAAGAUCUAAAUUUGAAAGAAAUAGCAUUAGAAAUAGUUGAAAACAUAGUAAGUGAGGCAAAAGAUAUUUUGAAUACAUCCAAAUAUAUUCAAACAGUUGUACCAAGUGAAAACAAAAAUAUAAUUUCAGAAAAAAUGAGUUCAGAAUUCGUAUUACCUUUAAAUAUUCCAGUUCAAACCAUAAAUUCUGAUAGAUAUAAAAUAGAUGAAAAUGAAAAGCCUACAGAUACAAAUGAAUUGAAAAAAGUGCCUUCUGAAAAAAUUAAAACUAAUGAAUCUGAUUCAGAACAAAUUCCACUAUUAUCCCCAUUAACAUUACCAUUACAGAAUGAAAAUGAUCUCAAUAAUUUAACUCUUGAGAUUAUGAAUACUCCAUCAGAUAGCAGUACCAGUAAUAGAACAAUCAGUAGUGAAAGUUAUAGUUCUGAUUUAUAUUCACAUAGUGAGCAAGUUGUAAAAGUAGGAACACCUGAUUUUGUAAAACUUGUGUCAUCAGAUGAUAGUGAAAUAAGUCCAGAAGAAAAACAAAUGAAAGAAGUCACAGAUAUUAUAACAGAUAAUAGAAUUCCAGAAGAAAAUUCAAAUGUUGAUUUUAAUUAUAAUCCAUCUUUUAUAACUCUUAGAGAUAAGACAAAAAGAAAAAAUGAUAGUGAAGAUAUUUACUCUUGGGAUAGUGAUAACAGUGAUUUACCUUUACCAUGGUAUGUUAAUAGUUUAGAAGAAGCUGGCUCAGAUAAUUUAUCUCAGAUUCAGGGUGUUUAUAGAGCAGAUGUAAUACAAUGUGUUGAUAACACAAGCAAUGCAGAUGAUGAUUACAAUCAAGAUUAUAAUUCAUCUACAGUAAUAAAUGAAGUACAAACUACGGAAGAAAAGUUACAAAAUAUUGAACCCAACAUUGCACCAACAAACUUUAAAGAAACUGAACAGAGUAAAAUAAUUGAUAAAGAAAAAAUAUUAUCAAAUUCUACAGAAAAGUUUGGAAAAUUUCAUGGGUAUAGUGGAAGCUUUGCAGAAAAAAUUCGUCCUAAAAGUUUUGUUGGAGAUUCUAUAUAUUUAAAAUCUUUAAAUAUUAAUUUACAAAAAUUAGACUUUCCAUCUGUUACAAGAAGUUUGGAAAAACUGAAUAUUAAUCAAAAAUGUAAUUUAUCUGAAACUUCUUUAGAAGAUGAUAAAAUGUUGAAAAAUAGAAAUUCUAAUGAAAAUUAUUUUUCAUCUGAAAGUAAAUCUAGUGAUAAUUUAGUUAUUGAAAAUGAUAAAUCUGUAACACCUGUUAUGGUAAGAUUUGCAAGUUCCACACCAAUUAACAAUUUAAAAAAUGAUUCUGAAGAUUUGAUUACAGUAACUAAUUCAGACCAACAAAAACAAGAUAGUGGGAAAAAUAAACAGAAUUGGAGGAUACCAAAUUAUACAGCUGAAUCUGUACAGGCUGUACAUUCCAGAGUAAAGGACCAAAAUAAAUCAACACUUCAAAAGAGAUUUAGGAAAAGUAUUCAUGAAGAUAUUGAAGGGGUACCAUUUGCUGAUGAUAAGGAGAAUUCUGAUAUAGCUUCAAUUAGAUCUGCUACACCACCUGAAUUUUUUACGCCAGUUGAUACAUCUAAAGGUAUUCGUGAACAAUGCACAGCAGAUUUAGAGAAAGCAAGGAAGGAAGCAAGAGAACGUGCCAGAUUAAAAAGUGAUGAAGAACUUGGUUUAAGUCCAUAUAAUUAUAGAAAACGAUAUCAUAAGCACCCUCCUUCAAUUAAUUCUUUUCAAUAUGAAGAAUUAUUACAGGAUAAUAUUCUUGAUAGUGAUGAUGAUGAUGGAGAAGAUGAUUAUUUUGAAGAAACUCAACAUGAACCAACUAUAUCAUUCCAUACUGAAGGUGAUACUCUUAAAUCUUUGUCUGUUGUUAAUUCAAAGGACAAUGGAAUCACUAACUUAAAAAUUAGUCCAAUGUCUUCAUCAGAAGAAGGAACUGGCAGCAAUCCUUCACAAACUAACAGUAGUUCAAUAGUAUGUGAUGAUAUUUUAAGUCCAUCAGUUGAUACAGUAUCAUCAGAUAAAAAUACAACCACUGCAUCAUCGACAUCAAGAACAGAUGCAGCUAAUUACUUAGAGUCUUCCCUUUCUAUUGAUGAAAUUGAUAUUAAACUUUCACCAGAAUAUGUUACUAAAACGUAUGAAAUGCAAAAGUCUCCUCCAGUUUUGCAAAAUUCUUCAGAAACUAGUCCAGAAAUACUAGAUAAUUCUCUGAAUGAAACAAAAAAAAUUAAAUAUAAGCAGAAAUUAUUCAGUCCUGGAGAUGUAGAUGAAAGAGGCAAAAAUGGUGCAAAAAAAUCAUUAUUUUCCUUACUUAAUUUUACUAAAAAUGGAAAUAACAAAGACAAAAGCAAAAUUAAGUCCAAAGAUAAUUCCAAAGAAACGUCAUCACUCAUUACAGACUACUCCAAGACACCACCCAAAUUAAGAUCAUUUCCACAUUUGAAACUACCACGUUCCAAAGAAAGAAAUAGGGAAAAACAAAGAAAAAAAUAUCAGGCAUUGGAUAAAGUUGAAAAUGAAGCAUUUCCCAACCUAUUUGUCUUUCCUUCAGUUUCAAUAAGCAGUCAACAUGCCAAAUCUAACAAAUUGGAAAAUGUGAGAAAGUCUUUGGAGAAGCUGACUAUGAAAUCAUCACCAGCCAUAAAUCAGCCCAUUAAUCUGUUAAAAGUAGAAAAUGGAGUAGCACCAAAGGCAUCUGGUAAUUUCUGUUAAAUUAUUUGAACUUUU
Molecule: messenger RNA, 7262 nt
Organism: Centruroides sculpturatus (bark scorpion)
Lineage: Eukaryota; Metazoa; Arthropoda; Arachnida; Scorpiones; Buthidae
Gene: Mical
Exons: 20
Coding region: 156-7247 (2363 amino acids)
Molecular function (GO): protein binding; FAD binding
Source: RefSeq, a predicted model, not a curated record